GAUAUGAAUUUAAACAAUUUAUAUUUAGGUUUGUUCCUAUUUUCGCUGACUCUUGUUGGAUUGCGAGCUAAUAAAAUGUGUUACAAGUCCAAGACGUGCAUCCACAAUGGCCUUGAAAAAUGUGGCGUCAAUAGCGAAAAUAAACCUAGAAGAUUCCUUGAUUCUUGUGACAUUAUGGAGUAUAAUUGUUUGAAGGGAACUGAUUUCCAAAAAACAUCGCUGGAAAAAUGCGCAUCGUUGCCUCCGCUCGACUACUCCCAAGAAAGCAAUAAAGCUUCGGCAAGCAAACAAGAUAAUGAUGAAACUGAUGAUGACAAAGCCUCUCAUUCUGAAUAAAUAUUUUUGUCAUUUGAA
Messenger RNA from Manduca sexta (tobacco hornworm), 354 nucleotides. RefSeq lists its product as uncharacterized. Lineage: Eukaryota; Metazoa; Arthropoda; Insecta; Lepidoptera; Sphingidae. The record is from RefSeq and is a predicted model, not a curated record. Bases 4 to 336 code for a protein of 110 amino acids. The transcript has 4 exons.